AGAAGCGAGAGCACGGGCGGUGAUAUGGUGCUGACAAUGACUGCCCACUAUCUCAGGAAUAACCCGAUUCACCCGGGACUGAAUGUUAGAGUCCUGCUCGUGCUGUCAUUUGUGUCAGAUGAUUGAUGUGCUGUUGAUGUGGAAAUCUAGAGAAGAUCCUACCAGAUGAUCUGAAUUCCAUCAUCUCCCCACAGAACACACUGAUUUGUCUCCGUCACCACAUGAUAGAGGGCUGGUGUAUGGCAGUCAGGUGGUCGUCCCCCCUAAGGUGAACGCUGUGUUGGGAAAGAACGUCACCCUCAGCUGCAGGGUGCAGGUGGACACGAACCUCAGCCUGACGCAGAGCUCAUGGGAGAGGAAGCUGCCCACUGGAUGGAUGACUCUGGCUGUGUAUAACCCCAUGUUUGGUAUCUCCAUCCCGCCUGAAUAUGAGCGACGGCUGUCCUUCCGUUCACCCUCUAUGCAUGAUGCCACCAUCGUGCUGGAAGACGUGGGUUUUGCUGACAUCGGCAUAUACACCUGCAAGGUUGCCACCUUUCCACUGGGUAACACUCAGGCCUCCACCACUGUCAGCGUGAUAGUGGAGCCAAAGGUAUAUGUCUCAGCCGGAUCUUCCGCUCUGAUCGAUGGCGGCAAUGAAACCACAGUGGCCACCUGUAUUGCUGAGAGGGCUCGGCCCCCUGCUGAGGUCUCCUGGGAGACAAAUCUGUAUGGCACAUCUGAGGCCCACAUGCAGGACGAUGCCAACGGCACCACUACGACCCAGGUGCACUACUCCUGGCAGCCCUCCCGUCAUGCCCAGGGCCACACGAUAACAUGUGUGGUCAAACACCCUGCUCUACAGAGCAACUUCAGGAUACCCUAUAUCAUCAACAUACAGUUUGCUCCAGACAUCCUGGUGCUGGGCUAUGACGGCGACUGGUAUGUGGGGAGGGAGAAUGUGCAACUGAAGUGUGGAGCCAAGGCCAACCCGCCUGCCCAGCACUUCAGAUGGAACAGGUUGGACGGAGAGAUGCCAGAUGGAGCGGAGGUGGUGAAUAACUCUUUGGUGUUUAUGAGACCCUUGCAGAAGAACGACUCUGGGGUUUACAGGUGUGAGGUGGAAAAUGACAUCGGACUGCGCAGUCGAGACAUUAGAAUACGUGUUCAGGAUCCUCCCUCAACCACCACCAUGCCCCCCACCACCCCUGUGCGCCUCCUAACCGCCGACAUCUCUGCCACCGUGCCUGGCAAUAAGCAGCGAGCCCUCAUCACAUCACCAACCCUGGCGCCUCUGCCGGAGGGGAGCCUAGGCACGAUUGUCGGUGGGGCAGUAGGCGGAGCCCUCUUCCUGCUGUUGCUGCUUGUUCUAGGCGGAGUUUAUUACCAGCAUCAACGGCGGACGUUCCGUGGCGACUACUACACAAAGCAGUAUCACGGCCCAUCGGAUAUGCAGAAGGCUCCCCAGCCCCAUGAGCUGCAGCAAGUCUACAGCAAAGGAAGCCCCGACACCAAGCUCAAAUCCAACCAGGAUAACGGCACCAUCUACCCAGAUAAGGAUCGAGAAGAGUGGGGUGAUUUCGACCGAGAGCGAUCACCCAACGGUCGCAGCAGAGCUCUGAGGGAAGCAGACGGUCAAAUCAACCACCUUAAUCAUUACAACGAUGAGCAUGGCUACCACAGCAACCAUCACCCCGGCCAUCCACAAAGCUUUAGUCCAGCCCACCAUAUCCACAGGAGCUCGCUGCAGCCAGAGCCCCGCAGAUACGCCGCUCCGCAAGUCAUGAGCAAUGGCUCCCCCUACCUGCCGGAGGACUGCUACGACAACGACUACGUGUCGCACAUGGAUGGCUCAAUGAUCUCCCGGAGGGAGUGGUAUGUCUGAGAAGAACGAGCAGGAAGAGACUGCGUGGACACUUACAAAGUGCUUCAGACUGCAAAAUGAGACAGAGAUGAAAAGAGUUAUGUAGAGAAAAUUAGUAGGAAAUGCACCUUUUCUAGUAGUUUACACCUGCCGAUUUGUUUUUGUACAUUAGUCUAAUCAUUAGUUAGCUGUUCAUAGCUAGCUGGUUUAAUUGAUGUUUUGGGACCAAGAGAGGGUGUAAUUAUUGUCUUCGUUUCUCAGAUUGGUCAGGCAACAAGACAUCUGCUUUAUGUUUCACCAAUAAACCAGUUCAGGGUUGAUUUCAGGGGUGAUUUAAGUUGGGUUGUCUUUGCCAAAUCAAUAGCCAGUCUCCUUUUCCUUGCACAGUAAGGUGAGCUGUGUGAUUUAUUUAAAAGAAAGAAAGCAGUUCGAACAAAUUCAAUUUGAAUUGAAAUAACCUGUCGAUAAGCGUUUCAGAUCAGCCCUGUCAUGAGCGAUGGGUUUCAAUGAGUCACGUCAACUUUCAGUGCUGUCACUCUGAUGGAAGCAGAAAUUAGCUGCUGUCAACAGCCUGGCGGUUUCCAUGGCAACAUUUAUUUCUUCUAAACUGGCAUUCAGAGUAGCUGUAGGGAGGAGCUAGACAGGGAGGACCAUACUGGUUUUGAUAAAGCCCAAUGGACAAAGCCAGACAGAAUGAUUGCUGAAAUGGGGUGGCUGUAAUUGUAUCAAUUCAGCUACCAUUUGCAUACCCCUGCGUCACUGUAUUAGCUCUGGAUUUCUUUUGUUUGUGCCAUCAAAAAUGUUUGCCGCCGUGUGAGUCUAUCUGCAGAAGAUGGUUGGACAAU
Cyprinus carpio (common carp) is the source of this 2688-nucleotide messenger RNA. Its product is annotated as nectin-3-like protein. Gene Ontology annotation, cellular component: adherens junction; apical junction complex. The transcript has 7 exons. Bases 377 to 1864 code for a protein of 495 amino acids. Lineage: Eukaryota; Metazoa; Chordata; Actinopteri; Cypriniformes; Cyprinidae. The record is from RefSeq and is a predicted model, not a curated record. Gene Ontology annotation, biological process: heterophilic cell-cell adhesion; symbiont entry into host cell; homophilic cell-cell adhesion.